Messenger RNA from Paramormyrops kingsleyae, 2214 nucleotides. It is a transcript of the gene eri2, whose product is annotated as ERI1 exoribonuclease family member 2. NCBI's taxonomy places the organism in Eukaryota, Metazoa, Chordata, Actinopteri, Osteoglossiformes, Mormyridae. Gene Ontology annotation, molecular function: 3'-5'-RNA exonuclease activity; zinc ion binding; nucleic acid binding. The record is from RefSeq and is a predicted model, not a curated record.
GACGUAUUUACUCAAAAAGCCCGGAGAUUUUGAAAUGCAACACAGUCGGUGCUAUGGUGUCGUUCUGUUUGAUUACACUAUCAGCAGGCGUUUAUAAAUUAUAUAAAUUAUAUAAUCGGUGACUAAGGAGGUGAACGAUAUGGCAACGAAGAGACUGGCGAAGGAACUCGGAUUAAUAAGAAAAUCCAGACGAGCCAUGCACGGAAGUGUAAAUGCUCAGAUAGGUGAUAUAGGACAGCUCUUUUCGUAUCUAAUUGUCAUUGACUUUGAAUCUACUUGCUGGCAAGAGAGAAAAAAUUAUGCCCAAGAGAUAAUCGAAUUUCCAGCUGUCCUUCUGAAUACCUCAAAUGGAAAGACUGAGGCAGAAUUUCAUACUUAUGUCCAACCACAGGAGCAUCCUACAUUGUCUGAGUUUUGCACAGAGCUCACUGGAAUCAGACAGACACAGGUGGAAGCUGGAGUCCCUCUCCAGGUUUGCCUGUCUCAGUUUGCACGCUGGCUUCAGACGUUACAGCAGGGAAAGAACUUGGCGUUCCUCAAACACAACAUCCCUGCUCCUGCUCUUAAUCCGUGUGCAUUCGUCACAUGGUCUGACUGGGACUUGGGUGUUUGUCUGGAGUAUGAGUGCAAACGAAAACAAAUCUUCAAACCUGAGAUGUUAAAUAGAUGGAUUGAUCUUAGAGCCACGUAUAAGGUCUUUUAUAAUCGAAAACCAAAAGGACUCAAUGGAGCUUUACAAGACCUAGGGAUCGUAUUUUCUGGGCGUGAACAUUCGGGUUUGGAUGACGCCCGCAAUACUGCCCAUCUGGCAUGGAGAAUGAUAACCGAUGGUUGCGUCUUGAAACUUACAAAGACUCUUGACAGGGCACCGCUGAAAACAAAGCCUGUAGUACAGAAUCCUCUGAAGACGAAUACCUCUGGCAAUGGGUGUAAAAAGGCUGAGAUUGAUUGGGGGGUUGCUAAAAGCACUCUUAAGCACCAAAGGUCUGGACAUACAGAAAAAGAAAACAAGAGCAUUCCUGAAGUUAACUUGAAUACUGCAGCCUGUCAGAGUUUGGUGACACCAAGGACUCUUCUUGGAGGGUUGACCAGUCCACUUGUACAAAGGCAAGAACAGGUGCAAGAAUCUCUUGGGUGCUUUUCAUUUGCUAGAUCAUCUGUUUCCAUAAAUUCCCUCUCAGACACGAGUUCCAGCGUGUCGCUGGUCUCCACCACUGUUGAUAGUAUAAAUGUUGCUCAGUCCAGUGGGGCUGCUGAAUCUACUGCAUCAAAUUUGGAAUGGGAAGUGUGUCAAUUAUUUCCAGAAACCGAGGAGUCAUGCUCCUAUGAUGAUGUAAUACUGGAAGACAGAGAAUUUGGCCCUACAUCUGCGGCUGCUUUGGAUGACACUCGCAGCAUAACCCUGAAAGCUGUUCUUUCUCCAGUAUGUGCAAGUAAUUCAAAUCAAAUACUGUUCAAAAAUUCAAACACAACAGUAUAUUCAGUUGAAAAACCAAGUCCACAUUCUACUUCUAGUGCUUUUAAAAUUCCUACAUCCAGCCCCAAAAUCAAAAGAGACACCAGCAUGUCUCAUCCAAAUGCAUCAGUGUUGAGGUAUCCCAAGGCUCUCUCUGUGCUGGAAACGUCAAGAAAACCUUCCGAAAUGGACAUGACUGCAUGCAGAGAUUCCCAUGCUUCAUACACAGAUGAAUCGCAUCUUUCCAGCAAGUCCAGACUGUCAUCAGGUAGUUCAGCCUCUUUGUUUUUUAACAGAACAUCACUUCCUAAUGCACGUACUGCGGUGAAGGCCGGCAGGAGCGGCACGGCUCCGCUGUGCCACUGCGGCCGCAGGGCUAGACGGCUAACCGUGGCAAACGGGGGGCCCAACCACGGCCGGGUUUUCUACAGCUGCCCCAUCGGGAGAAAUGCCACUGGGAACAAAAGAAACUGUGGCUUCUUCCAGUGGGAGUCUGCUCAUCUCAAAGCUGUCUCAGCCUCCACAUCCCAGUGCUUUGAUAGAUCCUCCACAUCCCUGCACUUUGAUAGAUCCUCCACAUCCCUGCACUUUGAUAGAUCCUCCACAUCCCUGCGCUUUGACAGAUCUGCCAGCUCGUCCCUGUCUGAGAGAACUUUCUCCAAUGGCAGCUUGAACCCAUUUAAGAAAUUCUUUGGGACCUCCUUAAGACAUUAGCUGUGAGUAGAUCAACUUGUCAAAACACAUGAAAGUCAAGCAUG